AUCAACCCUGGCGAGUCGGGCUGUACUCAGAACCGACAGUGUGAGGCUGUAUGGCCAGGUGCAUACUGUCGAUCUGGAGAGUGUCGUUGUGCGAACAAUCAGCCACCAUUCAGGACCAGAGAUGGCUUGGUCUGCUUAAAUUACGGCUUUUGCCCGCUGAAUGGUAACAAUCCGAAGUUCCGUAUUGAAAAUCAAGUUCAGCAAUGUUAUGGAGGAGCUGACGCGACGUGCGAGGCUAUUGGAGCUCUCGCCUAUGAUUGUGUUUGUGACUCGGAUGACUGUACCGUGAACAAUCCGAUCAGUUUCUGUUGUCCAAGCAGAGCAUUCGCUUGCAUCCAGCCACCAAAUGAGGGUUACACACCACCUGGUGGUGGCACCACCUCUAAAUCACUGGUACCACGAUCCAAUUACCGGAGAAUGCCGAGAGCUGAAAUAUCAAGGCUACGGAGGAAAUGCCAACAAUUUCCAGACAAAGGAUCCAUUGCGAAUCAUACUGUAAGCAAACUUGCAACCGAGGUCUUCCUCUGUACCGUGACCGAACGACAGGAGUCAAACAAGAGCCUGUGUAUUGUCAAGGCAAUGAUAACGGCUGUAACAAUCCGAAUUAUCAGUGCACUACAAUGGGUACUCUCCAGCAAUGUUGCCCAACCUACUUGUUCAUUUGCUCUCGCAACGGUGGUAUACCUACGGAGGUGUACAAUACAGCCGGUGGUCUUCCAACAGGAAUAUUUCGAUGUGGGAAUUCCUGACGGUACUGGAACCACAUCGCCCAGAUUCUAUUAUGAUUCCAGGGAAGGCAGAUGUAUUCAGUUCUCGUACCUUGGCCAAGGAGGUAACUUCAACAACUUCUUGUCGCAGGACCAUUGCGAGAAGUUCUGUUCAAGAAUUCUGUGCUCGGCCGGCGAGCCUUUGAAGGACUCGUCCGGUGAGCGAAACAUGGAAUGCUCUCCAACAGGCAGUGGUGCAAACUCCUGUCCAUCGACCCAUUCUUGCGAGAGUACCUCAGGAUCGACCACUUUUGGUGGUGUUUGCUGUCCACGUCCGCAGUACGUGUGCAAACUUCCGCGUGAGCAGGGUAAUUGCGGAACGUACUCGAACCGAUGGUGGUUCAACGCCAAGACCGGUAACUGUGAAGAGUUCAUCUAUUCGGGAUGUCAAGGAAAUGCGAACAACUUUGAGACUUACAAAGAGUGUCAGGACUACUGUCGCGAUGCCAGA
Messenger RNA from Cooperia oncophora, 1218 nucleotides. The record is from the annotation of a GenBank genome assembly. NCBI's taxonomy places the organism in Eukaryota, Metazoa, Nematoda, Chromadorea, Rhabditida, Trichostrongylidae.